Annulohypoxylon truncatum is the source of this 1925-nucleotide messenger RNA. RefSeq names its product MFS general substrate transporter. Gene Ontology annotation, cellular component: membrane. The transcript is spliced from 5 exons. Gene Ontology annotation, biological process: biotin import across plasma membrane. Bases 164 to 1789 code for a protein of 541 amino acids. Gene Ontology annotation, molecular function: solute:proton symporter activity; biotin transmembrane transporter activity; dethiobiotin transmembrane transporter activity. NCBI's taxonomy places the organism in Eukaryota, Fungi, Ascomycota, Sordariomycetes, Xylariales, Hypoxylaceae. The record is from RefSeq and is a predicted model, not a curated record.
GAACUCAACCUACUAAUGAGCAUUUUAUUACCUGUAGCUGCAAAUUCUCACCUCUUUCUCUUCUUGAAAUUUUCAUACUCAAAGCAUCUCUAUACAACAUUAGGGAUUCGCCCGGAGAGGAUUGGCAUCACCGCACGCGCUUCCAUUGCUUCACAGUCGAAGUAUGGCUCCCCAUUUAGCUAUGGCGGGGGAUAAGACCCUCGUCGAGACCAACGCAAAUCCCGAACCGGCAACUCAAGGGGAAGAGUCUCGGCCUACACCCGUUGAGUAUGACAUCGAGAGAGUAGAGCAAGUUUACAGGAAACUAGACCGUCGCAUUAUUCCAGCAUUCUGGAUCCUAUAUUUUAUUUGCUCCGCUAUUCGCUCUAAUAUCGGGUUGGCGCAGACAAUGAACGCAAAUGUUGGCCAUGACUUGAUCACAAUGCUAAACCUCUCGUCCAAUGAUGUUUCUACCGCGUUAGCCCUUUUCUACGUCUCCUAUGUCAUCUUCGAUUGCCCUUCAAACCUCAUCAUGAGUAGGCUUAGCCCUCGAGUAUGGAUGGCUAGGAUUGUCUUUGCUGUGGGUGUGAUAGGAGCUUGCUUUACCGCCGUCAGGGCUGCUUGGAGUCUGAAGCUACUGCGCUUCCUGCUUGGUGUCGUUAUUGCUGGUAUGUGGCCUGGCAUGUCCUAUUACCUGACCUUGUUCUAUCCCCCUUCUCGCACGGGCAAACGAAUUGGACAGUAUUUCACCGCUGCGCAGGUAUCAGCCGCAGUGGUUGGCCUAGUCUCUGCGGGGUUCCAGCUCAUGGAUGGCAGAGGCGGGCUCGUCGGGUUCCAAUGGAUGUUUCUUAUCUACGGACUUCUUGCCAUUGUACUCGGUUGGACCUUACUUUGGUGGUUGCCUGAACGUCCACUGCCACCGGGUGUAAAGAGAGAACGCUCCGGUUUCAUGAAGUGGCUUCCCCCCACCCCUGAAGCUUUGACGGGUGAAGAUGCUCUAGUUCAUUACGAAGAUCUCAAGCGAGUUUAUCACCCAAGGCCUUGGAUUCUCAAAGACUUGGGAUACGUCCUUAUCGACUGGAGACUUUGGCCAUUGACUCUCAUGUAUUUCGGUGUUGUUGGAGUCGGUAUCGGCACACAACUCUAUGGUACGGUGAUCAUUCGCGGUAUUAACUCGUCAUUCACCGGCGUGCAACUUAGUCUCCUCUUCGCACCUAUCUGGAUUAUGGAUCUUAUUGCGAUUUUGCUUGUCACCCCGGUUUCGGACCGUUUCCAUCGCCUCCGCCCAUUAUUCUUCUCAUGCGCUGUAUGCAUCCAGAUUGCCGGUCUCCUUACCGUGACCUUCGCUCCCACCUCGAAUCCUUGGGCGAGGUACGGGGGACUUUUGAUGGUUGGUUUCGGACUAGGUCCAACAGUACCUAUCUGUAUGACCUGGACCAAUGAAAUCUUCCAACAACGCCACGGAGAAGUCGGUGUCGCUGCUGCAUCAGCAUUAGUAUCGGGCCUAGGGAAUCUCGGUAGCAUUACGACGACGUAUGCUUUAUACACGGGUUGGCCGGCCGAUGCUGUUGCUGGACCUCAUCAAUACCGUCGAAGUAAUUUGGUUAUGAUUGGCAUCCUUUGCGUGAGCAUUCUUAGCAGCAUUGUCAUGUUUGUUGCGCUGAAGGUCGUCGGCAAUAAACCUAGCCAGAAAAUUAGCAGCGGCGGAAGCUCCAUGAUCGACGGGGCAGACGAAUUCCAAGACGGUGCGGCUCGUCGAGAGCUCCAGCAACGCGGCUUCGGUCGUAUGUGGUGGAGCAAGAGGACGUAGGGUCUAGCCUGGAAAUCACCACAGUGAUGGCCCGCCGUGAUUUUCAACAAUCGAGCAAUGCGCCAUAGAGUGGACGUCCUCUCCUCACAGAAAUCCAGGACAGUUCAACCUGUCGCCUUUUUUUCGCCAUUCCCUU